GCGAUUUCCAGGGUUAGCAACAUGGCACUACAGGAGUAACUGUUAUUAGCUUCUUCCAAGUUUUAUGUCGCAAAACGACUUUACAUUGGAUGUGAUAUUUUAUAGUGUAGCGGGAGAGUAAAAUUCGACAUUUAAAAUGAACAUUCGCAAUGCUAGGCCAGAGGAUCUGAUGAACAUGCAGCACUGCAACUUGCUGUGUCUUCCAGAAAACUAUCAGAUGAAGUAUUACUUCUACCAUGGGCUGUCGUGGCCACAGCUUUCAUACAUUGCUGAGGAUGAGAAUGGAAAGAUAGUUGGAUAUGUUCUUGCCAAAAUGGAAGAAGAUCCUGAUGAUGUUCCCCAUGGACAUAUUACAUCGCUAGCAGUUAAGCGUUCCCACAGACGACUUGGUCUGGCUCAAAAAUUAAUGGACCAAGCAAGCCGAGCCAUGAUUGAGAACUUCAAUGCAAAAUAUGUCUCUCUACAUGUUAGGAAAAGCAAUCGGGCAGCCCUUCACUUGUACUCCAACACACUCAAAUUUCAGAUAAGUGAAGUAGAGCCCAAAUAUUAUGCAGAUGGAGAGGAUGCAUAUGCUAUGAAGAGGAACCUCACACAGAUGGCAGAUGAGCUGCAGAAACCAGGUGUGCGUUUGUGGGGCUCGGAGGCACCCUCAUCGCAGGUGGCCACAGUCACAGGGCUGGUGGAGAAGCUGACGGUGCAGGAUGGAGAAAAGGAGGGUGAUGGAGACAGCGGUGGGGAGAGUAAAGAGUUGAGCGAGGUCAGUGAGGCGACUGAGAGCACAGAUGUCAAAGACUCCUCCUCGGAUUCCUAAGAGUCAGCGCCACCUCAUCGGAAGAGCUCGGUCCUGCCUCAUCUCAAGUUGUGGUUUUUAAUUGGUUUAGUACAACUAUAUUUGUUUAAUUUUAUUAUCAACAUGGAAAAGACGGUCUGCCAGUAGUGCUCCUGACUAUGGGAAUAUUUGUAACAGAAAUGAUGUCAAUAAAAUUGGGCACUGAAUACACAA
Messenger RNA from Electrophorus electricus (electric eel), 1003 nucleotides. It is a transcript of the gene naa10, whose product is annotated as N-alpha-acetyltransferase 10, NatA catalytic subuni. The record is from RefSeq and is a predicted model, not a curated record. NCBI's taxonomy places the organism in Eukaryota, Metazoa, Chordata, Actinopteri, Gymnotiformes, Gymnotidae. Gene Ontology annotation, molecular function: protein-N-terminal-glutamate acetyltransferase activity; protein N-terminal-serine acetyltransferase activity. Gene Ontology annotation, cellular component: NatA complex. Gene Ontology annotation, biological process: N-terminal protein amino acid acetylation.